AAGCUAUUGAAAAGUGGUAACCUAUGUUGUAUGAAUUUUCCCUGUAACAGUCCUUUGUUUUUAGCAUACACUAGUAUAUUGUUACGAACAAAGAGUUCUUGUUGGUUAGAUACCCACCUGUUCCUAUUUCUUUUUGCUCCCAUUCUUUUGUUGUUGGGACUUUUUCUUUCCAUGUUGAAUUCAAGUUUUAAGAUUCUGAAAGGCUCCAAGUCUUCCAAGAAACAGACUUUAUUUGUUUUAGAUGAUUGUUUGGUGGCUGGUCAAUAUAUUCCAAACCGUUUCAGAAAAGACUGGGAACACGCCAUUCAAGACUUGAGAGAUUAUGUUCGUGGGAAAGCUAAGAAUGUUCUUAUUGUAGAUGUUUCGAGAACACUGGACGAAAGCAAACGUUUAUAUGAAGCGACUAUAUCGCUAUUUGACGCUAUCGGAGUGGAACCCCAAUAUAUGUCCCUUGGGACUUAUCUAAGCGUUCCUCCUCUAUUAAAGAUAUUGCAGGUUUCCGCAAUGAUGUACAAUUGGAUUUCAAACGGUAUGAAAGAACGCGAAUGUAGGGUGGUAUUGGUGCUCGGUACUUGCGACAUUGUCUCUAUGAAAACUAUUUCCCUUAUGGUAUCUGCCUAUUGGUUAUUUGUUAGCAAGUACAACACAGGAAUAGAGUCACUCGAGCACUUUAUGAAAAAAGCAAAAGUUUAUCAUAAUUUUUCUGCUGCCGAUGUUCAGCCAAGAAUUGAAACCAGUCAUGUUGUAAGGCUUUUAAACUGUAUCACGCAGUUGAAAAGCUCGAUGGACGUACCAAGGCAAAUAUUAAUCAACUUGAAGAAGACACUUAUAGUGGGAACGGUAUACCUUCCGGGAAGGCGUCCUUGGAAUCCUAUUUUAAGGUUGUAUUCAGGUCGGGACGAAUAUUCGGAAGACUAUAAAACGAUAUGUCAGAUGAGCACAUCACCACAGGAUAGUCAAGUUGGUGAAGGCUUUGCCAAUUUUAUUUUAGGUAUUCCUAUGUAUGGAGAUUUCACUUUGUCGUUUGAGCACUGGGAAGAUAUGGCUCAACACACUAUACCAAUCUUUACUAUUUUUUGUCAUGCGAGUUUUCUAACUCCAUCAUCUCGUCGUUUCAACCGUGAUGAGAUUGAAAUCUAUCCGGAGUUGGCUUUGGGAGUUGAUGUCGAUUCAUUGGAGUAUAUUGAUCUUUAUUUUGAUGAAUUGGUUGAUUCAUGCAACGAUAACAAUGACAGUCGUUCUAUUACAUCGGAUAAUAAUAAUAAUAGUAGUAUCGAAACAGAGAAGGAGUGGGAGGCAAAGACAUAUUUGAAUGAAAUCAAUGACAUGCUCCAAAGGGCUCCUGAAUAUCCUCCCAAGAGAAGAUAUUUAGAGAGAAACUAUUCAAGUGCUACUAUCAUAGCCUCCAAUUCAACACGUCAUUUUUCUGCAGGAAAGGAUCCCUUGGUGAAGGAGUUGACUGAACAUUUCAAGACCAAAUAUUAUAAUGAAUCGGAGAACAAGGGUUCUAGAGUUUUAUUGGAUAGUGGUAGAGCUUCAGCAGAGUUUGAAAUGGAAUGGUUUUAUGCGGCAUUUGAGAGAUAUUUGGAUGAACUGAGUCAAUAUCGAAAUGGUUAUACAGAAAACGACCGAAAGAUGGCUGUGAAGAAGGCUUUGCUUUCGCGAUUUCCAGCAACUGCAUCUCUAAUAGAGACUCUUGAUGACCAUUCAAUUGAACGAGCAUUGAGGAAAGUCAUGCAGGAUGAAGAAAGUUCAUAUUUGGAUGACAAUGAAUCAGAUGCGGACUAUUCUAUUUGUUCUGCGAAUAUUGAAACUAGAAGGAGCAGUCAUACUAGUCGUCAAGAGUUUUUGGUGGAUGAUACUAAAGAUAAUGUAGAUUCCGUUUUGGAUGAGUUGAAUGAAGGUUGGGAGGAAGAGAGACAAAGAGAGAAGAAGACUCUUUCGAAGAAUGAAUGUAUAGAAAUGGAGGAUAAGAAAGAAAGUUUGUCACCAAAACGAGCGAUAGGAGUAGAUAAGACACAUGAAGAUGAUAUAUUCACAUUGAAUCAUCAUGAGCAGGAGUCAAAACAACAUUCAAGUAAUGCCUUGGAAACUAGACAAGUAUCCAAUUCUGUUCCUCCUCCUUCUUCGUUUACAGUUUCCAAAACAGCAACGAAUCAUGGACCAUCAGAUUCUGUAUCACCACCACCACCACCACCACCACCUCCUCCUCCUCCUCCUCUUUCAUUCUCGGGUAUCGCAGCCAAUUCUCAAUAUUCUUCCGUUUCUGGAGCAUCUGCAACUGCAGGAAAUGCACCACCUCCACCACCACCUCCUCCUCCUCCACCACCACCACUUAUGGGUGGUACUCCCAUGUCAAGUGCAUCUUUUCCAAAUACUCCAUUCGGAUCGGAACAGAAAAGGAGAAAUGUGAAACAAUUACAUUGGAAUACAGUGCCUAGAAAUAAGAUAACAAAGACUAUUUGGGGAGAAGGUUUAACAGAAGAAGCUAGUGAACUGGCAGAGGCAAUAGUUACUGAACAGGUUGUGCAAGAACUGGAAUCCAUGUUUAGUUUGAAACAAACUAAAUCCACUGGAAAGAAAUGGGAACAAGAUGCCAAUGGUACAACCCAUACAAGCACAACACAAGGCAUUUUGGAACCAAAGAGAGCUACCAACAUCGAAAUUAUGCUGAGACACUUCUCAGCUGCACCAGAAGAUAUUGUUAGAGCUAUUACUGAAUUAGACACCGAUUCUCAAGUACUUUCUGAUGAAAAUAUCGUUCAAUUAUCUCUCAACGGCUUACAAGAAGAUGAAAUAGAUAGAGCGAAAAACUUUACGAGGGAUCCUUCUUGUUUAAAUACUCCAGAAAGAUUUGCAUAUCUGUUAUCCAAAGUUCCAAGAAUUGAAAAUAAGAUACGAGCUGCUUUGGCUAUUCGUAACUUGGAUUCGAGCAUUGAGGAAGUGUCUAAAAACAUUGAAAAAAUACAAGGCGCUUGUACUGAAGUAAAGGAUAGCAAAGAAUGGAGACAAAUCUUAAAACUUGUUCUGGUAAUCGGUAACUUUUUGAAUCAAGGGACACCACGGGGUCAAGCUUUGGGAUUCAAGCUGGAAACGCUGACUAAAUUGCAAGAUACCCGCGCAUCUGACCAACGUACCACUCUUCUCAAGUAUAUCGUUGGUCUUUAUAAGCAGAAAUUUGCAGACAUGAUAAAUGUUGCUUUGGAAUGGAAGCAUGUUGAAGAUGUGAGCAAAUUGACGCAAUCGGAAGUAUCAUCGGAUGUUUUGUCUCUUCAAAAUACGUUGCAGUCUUUGAAGAAAGAAAUUGAAUUUUUCAAGCAAGUUGAUCAGGAAAAAUGGCACAAGUUGCAUUCAUUUUAUGAGAAAGCCAAUGAGAGAGUGACCCAUCUGGUUGAAUCUCAUAGUCGUGCAAUUGACGAGUUUCGUCAGCUUUUGACAUAUUUUGGUGAGAAUCCGAGUCAAAUGAGUUUAGAAGACUUUUUUGGGAUCAUUUAUCAGUUUAGUGUUCGUUACAAUCAAUGUUUGAAAGAGGUUGACGAGGAAGAAGAAAGAGCUCAAAGGUUACAACAAAGUGAAGAAAAGAAGAAACGACUUGUUAAAAGGAACUCUGGUCAAGUGUGGGAGAAACAGCAACAACAACAACAACAGAACAACGAACCAAUGAAUUCUUCCGAGAGACAGGAUGGAUGUGAAGAACAAGUCAAGAAAGAAACGGAGAAUGUUUCAUCACUUCCUAUACAAAGAAAGCUAUUUCCGGAAAGCCAUAAUGAGGAGGAAAUGGAGUCGAAGCCAUCUCCUUUCAAUGAAGAACCAAUCGUUGCCGUUCAAGAAAGACAAUCAGAUUCUCUAUUAAGGGACAACCAUAUAGGGGAGUUUGUGGAUGGUAAUAAUACUAGUCAUGACCAAGUAUCUCAUGAACAGCAGCAUAGCGAUAAUAAUGAUGUUUUGUUAAGAGGUGAAGAGGUCUUGCCAUCAAAGGAACUAGGCACUGUAUUAUCCCGUGUAAGUAGUGAAGCUAUUCCUAAAGUCUCAGAUUUGCAGUUAUCAUUAGACGACAAAGAUCAACGACCGGAAACGAGAAAACCAAUUGAUAGGAAUGAACAAAGUAUUACGCGACAUUCCAAACAACAUUCUGUGGCCACCGUCCCAAGUCCUACUUCAACAUUUCAGUCGCAUAGUAAUCGUAGUUCUUCUACUGCCAAGUCAUCUCUAUUUCCUAAUAUAUGGCACAAAGAUGCUCUUUACGACUCUAAUUCUAAAGAUAUCGUGUACAAACAGUCCGAAGACAAGAAUGGAAAGAAAAAGAGAUUUAGAAUGACUAAUGUAUUUUCCAAGAGACAGUAAAAGAAUGAGGGACAACUCCCCUCU
This is a messenger RNA of Galdieria sulphuraria, 4368 nucleotides long. Its product is annotated as actin binding protein. Bases 31 to 4344 code for a protein of 1437 amino acids. The transcript has 4 exons. Lineage: Eukaryota; Rhodophyta; Bangiophyceae; Galdieriales; Galdieriaceae. The record is from RefSeq and is a predicted model, not a curated record.